AUGAAAGGGGUUUUCGGAGUUGUUGUGCUUCAAUUCUUUUUCUAUACAUUUUCUUUAGCCACUCGUGAAAUAACUUCAUUUGCUUCUGAUUUCGAUGUGGCUAAAAAAGUUUCUAGCAAUAUGAACGACAUGAAAUCUCAAGAAUUUUAUGUACCAAAUGCUAGAGCAAGGAGAGUAGGUUCUAGUGGUUCAAAGAAUGAAAAAUCUUCACAUUCUGUGUCAUUUUCUGAAGCAGAUAUUGGAACGAAGAGAUUGGUUCCAAGCGGUCCGAACAAUGAGACAUCUCCACCUUCUCCAUCAUUUUCUAGAGUAGAUGUUGGAACGAAGAGAUUGGUUCCAAGCGGUCCGAACAAUGCAACAUCUCCACCUUCUCCAUCAUUUUCAAGAGCAGAUAUUGGAACAAAGAGAUUGGUUCCAAGCGGUCCGAACAAUGAGACAUCUCCACCUUCUCCAUCAUUUUCAAGAGAAGAUAGUGGAACAAAGAGAUUGGCUCCAAGCGGUCCGAACAAUGCAACAUCUCCACCUUCUCCAUCAUUUUCCAAAGUAGAUAUUGGAGUGAAGAGACUGGUUCCGAGUGGUCCAAACAAUGAAACAUCUCCACCAUCUCCUUCAUCCUAUAUUGGAGUGAAGAGACUGGUUCCAAGCGGUCCGAACAGUGAAACAUCUCCACCAUCUCCUUCAUCAUUUUUUGGAGCGAAGAGACUGGUUCCAAGCGGUCCGAACAAUGAAACAUCUCCACCUUCUCCAUCAUUUUCUAGAGCAGAUAUUGUAACAAAGAGACUGGUUCCAAGCGGUCCAAACGAUGAAACAUCUCCACCUUCUCCAUCAUUUUCUUGA
Camelina sativa (false flax) is the source of this 837-nucleotide messenger RNA. The record is from RefSeq and is a predicted model, not a curated record. NCBI's taxonomy places the organism in Eukaryota, Viridiplantae, Streptophyta, Magnoliopsida, Brassicales, Brassicaceae.